Molecule: messenger RNA, 4652 nt
Organism: Odocoileus virginianus texanus
Lineage: Eukaryota; Metazoa; Chordata; Mammalia; Artiodactyla; Cervidae
Gene: GOSR1
Product: golgi SNAP receptor complex member 1
Biological process (GO): endoplasmic reticulum to Golgi vesicle-mediated transport; vesicle fusion
Cellular component (GO): Golgi membrane; cis-Golgi network; Golgi medial cisterna
Molecular function (GO): SNAP receptor activity
Source: RefSeq, a predicted model, not a curated record
CGGAAGAAGGCGUGGACGUGACUCUCUGGCUCGCCUCGCCUCAACUCUCCUAUCCCCACUGACGUUGGACAACAAAGAUGGCGGCAGGAACGAGCAAUUACUGGGAAGAUCUCAGGAAACAGGCUCGACAGCUGGAAAAUGAACUUGACCUGAAACUAGUUUCCUUCAGUAAACUGUGUACAAGCUACAGUCACAGCAGUGCCCGAGAUGGAAGACGCGACAGGUAUAGCUCUGACACAACACCCCUUUUAAAUGGAUCAAGCCAAGACAGAAUGUUUGAAACUAUGGCGAUUGAGAUUGAACAGCUUUUGGCAAGACUUACAGGAGUAAAUGAUAAAAUGGCAGAGUAUACCAACAGUGCAGGUGUCCCCUCCUUGAAUGCAGCACUGAUGCAUACAUUACAGCGACAUAGAGACAUACUGCAGGAUUAUACACAUGAAUUCCAUAAAACCAAAGCAAACUUUGUGGCAAUACGGGAAAGGGAGAAUCUCAUGGGAUCCGUACGAAAGGAUAUUGAGUCUUAUAAAAGUGGGUCUGGAGUAAACAACAGAAGAACUGAACUAUUUUUGAAAGAACAUGACCACCUUCGAAACUCAGAUCGUCUAAUAGAAGAGACAAUAAGCAUUGCUAUGGCAACAAAAGAAAAUAUGACUUCACAGAGAGGAAUGUUGAAAUCAAUUCAGAGUAAAAUGAACACUUUGGCCAAUCGUUUUCCUGCUGUGAACAGCCUCAUCCAGCGAAUCAACCUUAGGAAGCGGCGAGACUCCCUCAUCCUGGGUGGUGUUAUUGGCGUCUGUACCAUCCUGUUGCUGCUGUAUGCAUUCCAUUGAUGGGACAUCUCCAGGGACUCUUGACAGCCACCACUUUCACACCCUGAUCCAGAAGAAGAAAAAAUAGGAAGGAGAAGUUGACUGACCUGCUAAUUAGCCUGACCGGCAGGAUUCAUUCAAGACUGAUAGUGAUGGACUCUGACAUGGUCAGGUUGAGCGGAAGUCACAGGUUUUCUGUGCUAUCUUUUCUAACACACAUUUCCCUCUGUUUUUAGUUUCUAAAAAAAAAGAUGUUUUGUCUCCUCAAGAGGUAAGUAAACCCAUCAGAAACAGAAUUUCCAUGCUUCAAUGAUAGUGUUGAAGGCUGAUGACAAGCCAGGUCAUGAGGCUGGACUCUUCAAAAAGCCAGGUUUCUCUAUAUCCAAAGACUGCUUUCCUUUCAGCCACCAGAUGGAGUUGUGAAUAAAAAUAACUUUUUCCUUUUAUUUUACACUCAUGAUGAGAAAUCCCAAGUCAUUUCUUGAUAAUCUGUGAUAUAAAUUUCUACUCUGUCCCCAACUUUUUUGGUGUUCAAGGAAAAUGGCAAUUUUCAAAGAAUCGUUGAGAUUUUCACAGGCCAUCUUCAACACAGUUGAGGUUAUCUGAAACAGAAGACAAACACUGCAAAAAAGACUUUAUCUUGUUUUUUAAUCAUGCCCACACUCGGGUUAACUGUAUUCCUGGAAAAACCAUCAAGAAUGACAGGCUUUUUUUUGGUCAGUCAUUGUUUUUUACUUUUUGUUAAUUUCUUCUAUUGAGUAAUAUCUAUUACUACAAGAAAACAAAAUUCCAGUUUUAUCAAGACAAAAAGCCAGUCAAUGCCCCUAACUUGUCCUCCUCAUGUCAUGAUUAACACUGACAACUAAGUGAGGAAAAUGCUUGAUUUUCCUUGUGAUCUCUUCAACAAGCCACAUGUAAAAAGACAGUGAGGGGCCACCAUCCAGAUGAUUCCAUUUGUAAAUGUUCCACAUGUAGGAGCAAAAGUUUAAGAACCCCUGUCUUAUGUACCAGGAAUUCUGUGCUCUGUGAGAACCUAUUCAUUCCAAAUCUGUUAGGCUUUCCCAAACAUUCAGAGAAUGAGGGGCUUUACUGCUGAAGGAGAAAAUACCAGAAUCUGUUUCUGUCUGCACUAUCAGAAUAUGUCUUCUGUUACCACCCUGGACAGUGACAAAAUCUUAAACCAUCCACCAGAAUUGUUUUCAAGUUUAACCAUUUCCUGGUUUCUGUAAAUGUUACGACCUUUCUAACUGAACUACCACAAAUAGGUCGAAGACUUCCAACAUCUGCUGUUCUUACCAAGAAAGAAGGCUCCUCUUCACCUCUGGAAUGUACUGUGGUGUUUAUAGUAUUGGCUUGAGACCAUGCCACAGGAAAUAAAAGGAUAUUAGCAUGUAGUUCUUCACUCCAUCACAGUGUGUUGAUGGUGCAUUCAGAUGAACUUGAUUAUAGGCUGAUCAGUAGACUAACCUCUGGUUGGGGACAGUAACUGAGAGGUUUUUCAUUCUGGCAUUAGAGUUUCAUUAUGUUCUGGGUAUGAAGAGCAAUUGAUAUAUUUUUUUUUAACUUAAUGGGGUUUAUUUUUCUAAAUAUGGAUUGAUUGAUCAAUCAGUUGAUUGGGGAUGCCCUUAAAAGAAAAUUUAAGUUUUCCCACUGUGAACCUUGAAAGAUCAGAGAAUUAAGUUCAUUUAUUAAAUUGUCUCCUGGGAGAACAAAACUUCUCUCCCCUGACUCUUUAUUUAUCUUUGAUUUUUCAAAGGGUCUUUAUCGGUGGUUGUGCCUCAGCUAGAAUUUGUGGGACUUUGGUUGCUAUAUAGUCAGCAUUUAUAAAAUCUGAAGUAUCAUAAAUAAAGUUAUUUAUUUAAUUAUACUACCAGUGUUUUUUACUGGUCUGAUUAUUUGGUGUGUUCAUGAAAGCUGAUGGUGGCAUAUGAGUAAAACUAGGACCCGUGCUAAUCUAGCUUGCUGCAGCUAAGCAAACAAACGCUUUUGAUAGCUGGUAAGCCUUUCCAUUAGGGUCAUGCUUAAAUGAAGUAAUAGAAUUAUGUUGAUUAUUUUCUUUAUGAAAAUAAACAAGUUCUUCUAAGGAAGUUGAAAAAGUGUGGUGUAGAUGUUGGUGUCAGACAGGUCUGACUAACCUCACAGUGGUGUAACCCAUAGUGAGGUGACCCAGGACAGAACGUAGGGCUCGCUUCUCCUCUUCGGUCCCUUCCUUUGUGGAAGGAAGCCCUGGAGGAGGGGCAGACGUGUGCCAUCAACAAGCAGAGGCUCCCUUUGGGUCCCAUGGUGGCUGAUUUGAACUCUCUUCAGUUUCGUGCCAUUUAGCCUUUUUUUUUCUUUUUUUUAAACAGCUUACUUUUCUCAACCUUUUGCUGUCGUUACAAACCAGUUACUAGGCUCAGGGGCCAACAGUAAGUUGCUUAUUGGAGCCAGGUGCAAGGAGUUUUCUAUUCCUUGUCCCAAAUGUUGCCCGUUACAGGAAGUUAUUCUCUCAGUCAUGUCUUACAUAACCCAUGUCUUUUAGGGAUCUUAAAUCACUCAGAACUUCCCAUUUCACUUGAAAUGAGAAAUCAUGGUAACAAAAAGGGCAGGAGAUUUCAAAAGGUAUAGUUCUCUGAGAGUUUGCUUUACUGUGUGCCAGUAACUUUAGUUUAAAAAUGGUUAAUGAAUCUAUUUCUCAAGUUCAAGCCCAGAUACACUAUUAACGAUUCUGAGGGAGUCCCUGUAACAGGCAGUAUUGCUCACCCAAAUUUUUCUAAUGUUAGAAAAGGGCUUUUCUUCUCCAUUCUUCCUUUCUCCUGCUUGCCAAAAUUUUCUAGAGAAUGUCUUUUUACAUCCUGCCCAGUACUCAUAUCAGCCAUGGGAGUAUGACCCUGAGAGUGGAGAUGGGUAAUGAGAGAGAGAAGUCAGCAUGAGAGCCCUUUUGGUACCUGGAACCAAAUAAUACUGACUUUAGUUCUUUCCUGUUGGAUGUGGAAUAGAAAAAUGUACUUAUUGAGCCUUUUGAUGCAAUGACUUUUGGCCUCUGUGGAACUGAGGCACCUUGGACUUGCAUUCCCACCAUGAAUUUUUCUGUUUCAUUGUUAAUGAUCUCAACCUGAUGAAAAGGACUUUAAAGAACUGGACUAGCCUUUUUGGUUUUCUAAUACCUCAUGUUUGAUCACUAGCCAGAUAUGAUUUCUUGGAAACCGACUGCAUUUUCUAACUUGCAAUAUGAAGCUAUUGAGGGUGAAUGGCCAUGUCUAGUGUUACACUGAAUUUUGUGGCAAAUGUAAAGAGGAAAUGGAUUCUACUGGGAAUUUAAAUGAUUCUGUUCCAUUCUUCUUUGGGGAUAGGAGUUGUUUAGCCUGGUCUCCAAAAAGAUACAGCUUUUCAUCAUGAUCUUUAUAAACUAAUCUUACUCCUUUAUGAACCUGCAUACCCAUAAGUUUUAUAGGGCAAAAGAAAAUGAGGAACCAGUGACUCUGAGGAUGUUACUGGAUAAGAAGCUGAGACAGCUGAGCCAUGUCCUGAGGCAUCUUAUUUUCUUUGUGUCUACUGCAAAGUGUCACUUUGGUAUCAAAGUAUUUGCAUCUAUUCCUGUCCUUUUAGCUCUUAGAGAGGAAGAGAAAUCAAUUCCAAUCACACUUUACCAUGAUGGAAGAUGUUUCCUCAUGAAAAAAAUGCCAAUACAGAUUUUUAAAAAUCUAUUCCAAAUGCACUUUUUAAUUUUUUGCUUUUAAAAUGGCUUCUUGGAACCAGGUUUAUUGUAUUUGUACUUCAUUUUUGUUCUCAUCUAAAUGUGCGUUUUCUGACUGUAUAGAAGAAGCUUUGUUAUGUAAUUUAAUAAUAAAUUAGAAAUCUGAA